This is a messenger RNA of Ostrea edulis (European flat oyster), 495 nucleotides long. RefSeq names its product macrophage mannose receptor 1-like. Lineage: Eukaryota; Metazoa; Mollusca; Bivalvia; Ostreida; Ostreidae. Bases 1 to 495 code for a protein of 164 amino acids. The transcript is spliced from 3 exons. The record is from RefSeq and is a predicted model, not a curated record.
AUGAAGUUAGUCAGACUGGUACUGAUCGACUACGGAAAUAUAUAUUGUGUUGAUCAAACGAAAGCGAACAUUCUACUCCAAGAGCCUUGCUUUAAGAGUUACGAAUUGUUCAGCCAUGGAUCUGUGUUGGAGUGCCUGCGGUAUGAGAUCGACCCUCUUCCUUAUCUUGAUGCUCUGUGGAACUGUCGAUCAGAUGGAGGGGACCUUAUGAAAAUAGAUUCUCAGACAAAAAACGAUUUUUUCAAAGCAUUUAUAAGUAUACAUGGAGCUCCUAAUGCGGAUGUCUGGAUUCAGAGAAAGCUUCUGCCGAGUACAUGUACAUGGGUGUUUGAGGACAACACCACAAACUCGUACACCUCAUGGGGGACAGGAGGGCCAAAAUGUGAACCUGCACAGAACCGGAUGAGAGCCAAAGCAACUAGUGGUUAUAACUGGUACGAUCGAUACCAGGGUGAACUGUACACGUACUUGUGUGAAAUGGACCCGGCAGUCUAA